Botrytis cinerea B05.10 is the source of this 1716-nucleotide messenger RNA. RefSeq lists its product as hypothetical. The transcript has a single exon. The coding region runs from base 124 to 1539 and encodes 471 amino acids. Gene Ontology annotation, molecular function: ATP binding; protein kinase activity. The record is from RefSeq and is a predicted model, not a curated record. Gene Ontology annotation, biological process: protein phosphorylation. NCBI's taxonomy places the organism in Eukaryota, Fungi, Ascomycota, Leotiomycetes, Helotiales, Sclerotiniaceae.
GAGAGCUGAUUUCUCUUUGAUCUUAACGACCAUUGUCACAUUGAUGCUUCGAAAAAUAUUCCCUGCGCUUCCAGUUCGCUGAACAGUAUUGGCCCUUGAGUGUAUACUCGACACAGAAGCAUAAUGUCACAGCCUGGACCACUUGGAUUCGACACGGCUGCAGUGAUAUAUAUGAAAGCUCUCCGGAAGAAGAACAUAACUAUACGGCGCAACAAAUGGAGAGAUGACCAUGGCUUCAAUUAUAAUAAUCACCAUUUUGAUGGGCACAUUGCAAGCGGUGGAUUUGGUGUUGUUCUAAAGGUCAUUAAUACAGAGACGAAAAAGCCCUACGCCUUGAAGCUCCAGUGGAACCUCGGAAAAUUCGAAUUGGACCUUCCGGAAGGUGCUCUUGUACCCCCUCUCACACCUAGCAGCGAAGCCACCAAGAGUUCUUCUCAAUCGGCAGAAAGACUAAGUCUUCGUGCUAAACGGGAUUCAGAAACGAGAAUCUAUCUCCGAUUCAUCAGGGGUGGACAUCCUCACAUAUGCAAUCUCGAAGCAUUUGUUCAAUACGUACCCGAAUACGGUUAUGACAAACCUGUUAGAGGCCUUUACUUUGAAUACUGCGAUGCCGGUAGCCUAUCGAGUCUAGCAAAAGCAUUUCGGACUCACAAUGUCAAACCGCCUGAGCUACUGAUCUGGCAGAUCUUCUACGAAAUCGUCAGCGCCAUUGCGUUUCUCCAUAACGAACAUCCGGAUUACAAUACCACGAGUGAACACCAGGGGCGCGACGUGAUUUUCCAAAACGAUAUGCAAUCCGGGAAUGUAUUUCUGCAAUGGGGACCCGAUAGAGAGAACGGAUAUCCGCACGUAAAGAUUGGCGAUUUUGGAGUCGCGUUUACGCAGCCUCCGGGUGGUCAUGUUCCUGAUCUCGAGGAAUAUGAUGAGCCGGCUUCGGAUGAUGAAGAUUGGGAACCGCAGGAGCGGAAAAAGAGGGGGGAGGUGUGGUGGUUGACGGCGGUUGUGUAUGAGUUGGCUCGUACCGGUGUGGUUCUUGGGACGUUUGAUAAGGAGAAAGGAAAACUUUUGGAUGUUAAACCGAUUGAGUCUCAUUUGAGUGAGGAGCUGGAUCGCAUGUUAAGAGGAACUCUCACAGCUGAGAUUGAUCAAAGACCUUUUUCUGGAGAACUUUAUCUUAAGCUUAAAAGUGCUUAUCAGGAUAGAGUAGGUUUGAUGUAUAGAAAAUUACCCGAUUGGGUGGGAGAAGAAGUUUUAAAACAUACGUUUGAUGAAGAACGAUUGAGGAAAUUGGAUGGAGGAGCGUUGGAGAUUGAACUCGCGGAGAAGGAAUAUGCAGAUGCUAUCAAGAAAGUUGAAGAAGGUUUAUUGGAGACGUGGAUAGAGGAACAUGAUACAGAUGAGCUGGAGAAGCUUGAUGACGAGGGGGUGGCGGAAGCUAUGCAUGUUAAGUUCCAUGAGCAGGCAGUGCGGGAAGUGGAAGCGAGGCGGAAAAAAGCUUUGGCUGAAGCGGGAGCUGAAGUGGGAGUUGAAGAAACAUAAGUUUCGAUAUCGAGAUUGUACUUUGAGAUUAUCUAUCCUAGAAUAGUUUGGAAAACGGGGAAUCUGUCCACCGGGUGCUUUUUGGCUAAAUUUCACUCUCCUCUGAGUGUUUCCAAUCAUAAUCCAUCACAAUAUUAAGAGAAAUUCAUACAGAUUUCUUGAUAGCUCGAGUUGCGA